Emiliania huxleyi CCMP1516 is the source of this 772-nucleotide messenger RNA. RefSeq lists its product as hypothetical. The annotation marks the transcript as partial. The record is from RefSeq and is a predicted model, not a curated record. NCBI's taxonomy places the organism in Eukaryota, Haptophyta, Isochrysidales, Noelaerhabdaceae. The transcript has a single exon.
AUGGCGUGAUGCUCGAGUCGCUCGAGGUUGGCCGCUUCGAGAUUGAGACCUGCUGGGAGCGCGGAGCGAGACGGCCGCCCUUGACCAUCUCGAUGGAUGUCCACUUCGCAGCCCGCGCCGACUUUGACGCCGAUGAUGCAUUCUUCAGCCUCUCCCUCGCCUCCGGCACGGCGCACGUCGAGGGGAAGGGCCGACUGACGCUCGAGGCCAACCCGGCCAACCUAGACCACCUCAUCAUCGCGUGCGCCGCGGCGUUUGACGACGACGACGUGACUGCGACGGUGGAGGGCCUGCACGGGCUCGCCUUCGACGCAAAGGCGAUCCUCCACCAGCUCGUCGACUUCAACCAGGUGCUCUGCCACGGCCGAGCGCACGGCGCCGUCUACGAGUUUGACGGCGGCCGCCACUUUCGCGGUGUGCCCGCUGAGGUCAAUGGGGUCCUGAAUGCGCACGUUCCUUUCGUGCACCGAAUGUUGGGCGCCGCGCUGCUGGUGCUGGUGCCAGUCUUUGCCGCCCUUGUCCUCGCCAGUCUCCGCAGCCUCGUCGGCGGGCGCUUUCCCGACUCUGGCGUCUCUCAGCAGCUCCCUCGCGGGACGGUGCCCCCAGCCUCGCGCUGCAAGACGUGGAACCGCGCCGCAUUUUGCGCCGCCGCCGCGGCUUGCGUCGCCAGUCUCUUGGUUCUGCUCGGCUUGUUCUACUCCAUGACUGAGGAUGGGGGGAGGGCGGGAUCGGAUGAGAGGUGAGAGCUUUUCUUGAGGAUGAGAGGUCAGUU